Molecule: messenger RNA, 365 nt
Organism: Baudoinia panamericana UAMH 10762
Lineage: Eukaryota; Fungi; Ascomycota; Dothideomycetes; Mycosphaerellales; Teratosphaeriaceae
Exons: 1
Coding region: 103-336 (77 amino acids)
Source: RefSeq, a predicted model, not a curated record
UACCUUCGUCCAGCGUGCGCGGCGCGCCGUCGAUGUCUCUCUUCGUCCUUCGCAACAUAGUCAGUAUACUGUAAUUCGAAACGUGCCCGUACAUGUACUCACAUGUUAAUGGUAUGGGAGUUUCGAAUGUUCCACGGAUUGUGCAAUGCUUUGUGGGAAAGCGAGCCGGCAAACGCCGCGCACCAGCAACCGGAACGCUUGCCGGAGGAAGGAGCGUUCAAGCAGAGUCUCCUACGACGCAACCCUCUCCAUGAUCGGGCUGGGAGCCCGAUGGAUGAUGAAAGUCGAAGCAGCAGAAUGCUACAUCUUUAUAACGACGCUGCGGUGACCCAAUAAUUUGGACCAGUCACAUUGUCGCGCUUCUU